Ictalurus furcatus (blue catfish) is the source of this 2349-nucleotide messenger RNA. RefSeq names its product kinesin-like protein KIF2A. Gene Ontology annotation, biological process: microtubule-based movement. Lineage: Eukaryota; Metazoa; Chordata; Actinopteri; Siluriformes; Ictaluridae. Bases 88 to 1800 code for a protein of 570 amino acids. Gene Ontology annotation, molecular function: microtubule motor activity; ATP binding; microtubule binding. The record is from RefSeq and is a predicted model, not a curated record. The transcript is spliced from 16 exons.
UAUCGAACGUCAAACCAACUUUAUUCCAGAACAAAACCACCGGUUUAUUACUCGCGCUCUCUCGCUCGCCCCCGUCUCUGAGAAACCAUGGCGGUAAACUUAAGUAAAAUUGUCGUGAAGGUAAAACUGAGUGACGCGAGGAGGAAGUCCAACUGUGUGAAAGAGGUAGAGAAAAUGCAGGAGAAGAGAGAGAGGCGGCGACUGCAGCAGCAAGAGCUAAGGGAGAAGAGAGCGCAGGAGGUGGACAUGACAGGCCCCAACUAUGAAAUUAUGCAGAUGAUCAUAGAUUUUAGGGCAAGUAUGGAUUACAAACCACUAACCACAGCGGAUUUGAUUGAAGAGCACCGAAUAUGUGUUUGUGUGAGGAAGCGCCCUCUUAACAAAAAAGAACUCACUGCAAAGGAGCUGGAUGUGCUCACCAUCCCCAGUAAAGAUGUCGUCUUGGUCCAUGAGCCUAAGCAGAAAGUGGACCUCACCCGAUACCUAGAGAAUCAAACCUUUCGCUUUGAUUAUGCCUUUGACGACAGUACAUCAAAUGAAAUGGUUUACAGGUUUACAGCAAGACCUUUAGUGGAAACGAUCUUUGACAGAGGAAUGGCUACGUGCUUUGCGUACGGCCAAACCGGAAGUGGGAAAACGCACACCAUGGGUGGAGAUUUUUCUGGAAAGAACCAGGAUUGCUCAAAAGGAAUCUAUGCAUUAGCUGCUCGUGAUGUUUUCCUUAUGCUGAAGAAACCCAACUACAAGAAUUUGGAUCUUCAAGUCUAUGCAACCUUCUUUGAAAUUUACAGUGGAAAGGUGUUUGACUUGCUGAACCGUAAAACAAAGCUGCGUGUACUGGAGGAUGGGAAACAGCAGGUGCAAGUGGUUGGGCUGCAGGAGAAAGAGGUCAGAUGCACUGAAGAUGUCCUCAAGCUCAUUGAGGUCGGAAACAGCUGCAGAACUUCAGGACAGACUUCUGCCAACGCUCACUCGUCCCGAAGCCAUGCUGUCUUCCAGAUUAUUCUGCGCAGGAAGGGGAAGAUGCACGGCAAGUUUUCAUUGAUUGACCUGGCAGGGAACGAGCGUGGCGCUGAUACAUCCAGUGCUGACCGCCGGACACGGCUGGAGGGAGCAGAGAUCAACAAGAGCCUACUUGCACUGAAGGAGUGUAUUAGAGCCCUGGGGCGGAACAAACCGCACACGCCGUUCAGAGCCAGCAAACUUACGCACGUGCUCAGAGACUCGUUCAUCGGCGAGAACUCGAGGACGUGCAUGAUUGCCAACAUUUCUCCUGGAAUGGCUUCCUGUGAAAACACUCUGAACACACUACGAUAUGCCAACAGAGUGAAGGAGCUGACCGUGGACCUGAACACCAUGGCUGAAGGAGUGCGACCCAACAUGAAUGCCAUCACCCAGCUGGACAACAUGGAGGAGGAGUGGGAACUGAGUAGCUCCCCUCAGAGAGAUGACCUCAAGCUGCUCUGUGAACAGAAUGAAGAGGAAGUGUCUCCUCAGCUCUUCACCUUCCAUGAGGUGGUGUCCCAACUGGUGGAGAUGGAGGAGCAGGUACUGGAGGACCACCGAGCAGUGUUUCAGAAGUCAAUUAGAUGGCUGGAGGAUGAGAAGGUUCUGCUGGAGAUGACUGAGGAGGUGGAUUAUGAUGUAGACUCCUACUCUUCCCAGCUUGAGCACAUACUGGACCAGAAGAUCGACGUCCUGAUUGAGCUCAGAGAUAAAGUGAGAUCGUUCCGCUCAGCCCUGCAGAAAGAGGAACAAGCCAGUAAGCAGAUCAAUCCCAAGAGGCCUCGGGCUUUGUAGACUGGGACUAAGGGCACAAGCAUGAUGGCUAGAAAUUUGACAUCAGUUUCAGCAAAUACCAAAUAACCAUAAUGUGGAUCUGUACUAGACGACCUGCUAGUGUCCGGCAGAGUUACUCCGAAUUUGAAUGUCUCUUUCUUUGGCUCACGUGUGAAAUAUUCAAAACAUUAGACCAUUGCAUUGAUGUACUGCAUUGCUUUAAGUGGACUGCUGAUCUUCAAGUCAGGUCAGGCAGAAGUGGCAAUCACGCCCAUCUACUAAUGAAACAUCGCACACAAAAUUACACUGAAUUACAUUUUGAAGAUCAGCAUGUGCCUUAAGACAACUGUACAAGCACAGCCAUUCAGAUAAGCAAGUGGAAUUUGUAUUCUGGUUGAAAAAUUGGAGUGAAACUCUGCAGUAGAUUUGGGAAAUAGAUUUAUUUUCUUUGUAUUUUUUUUAUUUAUUUACUUUGUAAGUUUAGGUAAAUGGCCGUUAACUACACUGUCCAUUUUUAAAGGGUCUUUAACACCACCUUCUUUGUUUGAAGCAUGUGCUUUUAGUAACCUG